AAACACAGACCACCCCCCAAGUUCAGUUCACUGAGACAGGAAAUGAAAGAGAGUGGUAGUAGUCUUCAUCUUCUGUUUACUCUCUUCAUUUUCUCUCUCGUUUUUCCUCUCACAAUCUUCACAAAACCGGUCUUCAGUUCAACUCCAUGGCCUCAUCAUGUGAAACAAAUCAGUGGUGAUGGUAAAGAUCUUGAUUUUGGGAGUUCAAAGAAGUAUGAAGGUUCAUCAGAAUUUGUACAUCUGAAAUACCAUAUGGGUCCAGUUCUAACUUCAACCAUCACAGUUCAUCCAAUCUGGUAUGGAACAUGGAAAAACUCACAGAAGAAAAUCAUUCGUGAGUUCAUAAAUUCAAUCUCAUCUGAUGAUUCAAAACAUCCAUCAGUUUCCGGAUGGUGGAAAACAGUUCAGCUCUACACUGAUCAAACCGGUGCUAAUAUCUCAAGAGCGGUACAUCUCGGGGAAGAAAAGAAUGACCGGUUUUACUCCCACGGCCGGUCACUUACACGUCUUUCAAUACAAUCGGUAAUCAAAAGUGCGGUGAGUGUACGUAAGAAGCCACUUCCGAUUAAUCCGAAAAGUGGGUUAUAUUUACUCUUAACGGCAGAUGAUGUACACGUUGAAGAUUUCUGUGGGCAAGUAUGUGGAUUUCAUUAUUUUACAUUUCCGUCAAUAGUUGGGUAUACAUUACCUUAUGCUUGGGUCGGGAAUUCCGAAAAGUUGUGUGCCGGUACAUGUGCGUAUCCAUUUGCGGUGCCCGAUUAUAUACCAAAUUUGAAACCUUUGAAAUCGCCAAAUGGUGAUAUCGGGAUUGAUGGUAUGAUAAGUGUGAUUGCUCAUGAGAUUGCAGAAUUGGCUACAAACCCAUUGGUGAAUGCUUGGUAUGCAGGGCCUGAUCCUAGUUUUCCUACUGAGAUUGCUGAUUUGUGUGAAGGUAUUUAUGGGACCGGUGGUGGUGGGUCUUAUACCGGGCAAAUGUUGAAGGGUCAUGAUGGUGCUACGUUUAAUAUGAAUGGAAUCAGACGGAGGUUUUUAGUGCAGUGGGUUUGGAAUCCUUACUUGAAGUAUUGUUCUGGUCCUAAUGCACUUGAUCAGUGAUGUGAUGAAUCUUGAUUUCAAAUUAAAAAAUGUCCAGUAUUUUUCUUUUUUAAUCGAAUGUUUUGUUCGAUUUUGAUGUAAUAGUUUAAGUUGUGUUUGAUGGAUGUUAUUUUUUUGCUCUAUGUUUGGACUCUUUGUUAAGUAAAUUCAAGAAAUCAAAAAAAUUGCAGUAAGACGUUUUUGCCA
This is a messenger RNA of Papaver somniferum (opium poppy), 1281 nucleotides long. RefSeq names its product protein EXORDIUM-like 3. NCBI's taxonomy places the organism in Eukaryota, Viridiplantae, Streptophyta, Magnoliopsida, Ranunculales, Papaveraceae. The coding region runs from base 43 to 1095 and encodes 350 amino acids. The record is from RefSeq and is a predicted model, not a curated record. The transcript has a single exon.